AAACAAAACCCAGUUCAUGUACACAAUAGACUUAAAGAUGAUCUAAUCCAGAAAAUAACCGACCCGAUUUUAAUUUGGUUCGAAUGACCCAAUUGUUCAUGAUUAGCACUUUAUGGACCUUGGUAAUGUAAUAUGAGAGCGGUACUGCGGUGGGUGGAUUGAAAUGAAGAGUGGGGCCGCCCUCGGUUGCCUGUAAUGAAAAAAAAGCUACGAUCUUUGCCCUCGGUUCAGAGAAAUCUUUCAGCCUGUAAUUAUUAAUGGUGUUCUGAAGUUGAUUGGUUGGUUGAUUACUUGUCUGCACUUAGGGUUUAUUUCAUAUUCAGGAUCUUGUUGCUGCUGUUUAUGGAAACAAAUUGGUAGUUCGACGAUUUGAGGAAGCGAUUUCCACCAAAAGUCAGAUGGAAUUGGACAUGCAAACUAUUAGACACGAGUUACCUCAUUAUAAUUUGCCUGAUCACACUAAUAAUGGCUUGUCAAAUGAUCGUGUGGACAUCCCUGUGGCAUGUGGUCUUUGCGGGAGAACUCUUUCGUUGGAGCGUGAGGUUAACGCCAGUCUCCAAAGUGUCAGCAUAUGUGAUGACUGUAAAUUUCUGCUGCUUGAAGAUUUUGGUACCCCAGCACACAACUCUUUUCGUAGAAGGCUUCCUGGAGGAAGAAGAUCAAUUAACGAAAGUUCUGACUCGAUAGGAAAUUUUUCACAACAGUUCUCACAAAUAAUUAACCUAGCAAGGCAUAUUGAGCCUGAGCAUGAAGAUGUUGAUGGAGAUACUGAUCCUAAUUUGAUGGUAUUGCAGCCAACAAGUUCUCAUACUACACCUAAUGGUUCUAGUAGGUGGCGGAGACCAUUUUCUGAUACGGAAAGUGAUGGGUUCAACUCUGAUUCGUUUUAUGGCGAGAAUGAAUCAAAUGUCAGCUUCAGUGGAUAUAGGGUUUACCAUGGUGAUAGUGAUGCUAUAUCUUUUAGUACUUAUGAAGGUGACUCAGGUGCUUCAAUUGAUGGCCAUACAUACUUGGACACAGACGUAUAUGUCCAAUCUAUGGAGAGAAGUGACGUUGACAGUGAUACUGAUAUUGAUCCAAUGAAUGCUGGUAUUGUACACUGGAAUUCUGAUGAAGAUGAAGUAGAAGAUGGUGAGUGGGGAGAAGUUUAUACUGAUGAGGGGAAUACAGUUAGGCCUCAGGAAACGGGCGCUCAUAUUGACUCAAGUGCCGGCAGUGAUUAUUUUGUUGAACAUGGUAGAACAGAUUCGUCUGAGUUUGAGGAAAUGAUUCACCGAAGAAUCAGGGAAGUGAGGGACGUCCAGAUUCCCAGUAUCCCUGUAAGCAUGGAAGUAUUUGGUGAAGCACCAUACAUUGGUAAUCCCGGGGAUUAUCUUGAUUCUCUAGUAUUUGAAGAAUUUUUGGAGCAUCUUGCCGAGACUGAUAAUUCAAGACGAGGAGCACCUCCGGCUGCUGCAUCUUUCAUUGAUACACUACCUGUUGUAGCUAUUACUGAUGAGCAUCUGAAAGCUGAUGGGUUGGCUUGUGCAAUCUGUAAAGAUUUGCUGAUGAUUGGCACUGAAGUGAAUCAACUGCCAUGCUUUCACCUAUAUCAUCCAUCCUGCAUAUUGCCGUGGUUGAGUGCAAGGAAUUCUUGCCCCCUUUGUCGAUAUGAACUCCCAACUGAUGACGGAGAUUAUGAGCGUGGUAAGCGCCGCACUAGCAAUAGAAUGGUUAUUUCUGAAAUUCAUCAGCAGGAGGAUAGGGAUGAUACGAGUGAAAUGGGUGAAUCUCAAGAUUUUGUUGCCGCGUUGGGUGAUGUCGGCCCUGAUGUAGUAGUUUCACGUCCUAAUGAUAGGAGGGCAGGAUGGUUUUUCCCUAUAAUUAGUGUUGCAGGAAUUGUGUUUGUGCUUUGGUUGGGCAAUUCUCUUGCAGGUAGAAGAGGGUCAAAUGGACAACCUAAUUUACAUAGUUGUUCUCCACAAUCCAUCCAUCCUUCUGGUUCAUGCCCCCGCAAUGAGCAGGAAAAGAGGUGGUGGUGGUGGUUUUAGCCAUUCGGAGUGUAAAUGAUGCUAAAAGCAACUGCUCUUGCUCUUGCCCUUGCUUCAAGAAAGCAUGGGGUAAUUUUUAUUAAUUUGGGAUUUUACUGCAAUGAUUGUCUUUGUGGCAUUCAUAUCUCCUGAGCUCACCAGGUUUUGAAUCAAUGAAUGCUAGUGCAAUCUGUAGUUUGUCUGUCUGCGCUUCAAAACCAGAGAAGGAGAUGCUGUAAAAUAAAGAUUUUGCUGAUUGUAAAUGGUGUUUGUACAGAAGAUAGAUUUGCUCAAGAGUUUUAUUGACUUGAUUGUGUGGUGAUAUUCGUUAGAGUUGUAUUGACUGAUUCUGCGUUGUAUUUGGGAAUCCUUAUAUUUAAUAAUAUAAUUCAAUGUUUUCAUUUUUAGCUUCUUA
Molecule: messenger RNA, 2424 nt
Organism: Spinacia oleracea (spinach)
Lineage: Eukaryota; Viridiplantae; Streptophyta; Magnoliopsida; Caryophyllales; Amaranthaceae
Exons: 2
Coding region: 399-2030 (543 amino acids)
Biological process (GO): protein ubiquitination
Cellular component (GO): cytoplasm
Molecular function (GO): ubiquitin protein ligase activity
Source: RefSeq, a predicted model, not a curated record